Molecule: messenger RNA, 1989 nt
Organism: Anisakis simplex (herring worm)
Lineage: Eukaryota; Metazoa; Nematoda; Chromadorea; Rhabditida; Anisakidae
Source: the annotation of a GenBank genome assembly
AUGGUUAUUCGUAAUAAGAACGCCACAUUAGUGGUGUUGGGUGAUAUCGGCCGAAGUCCUCGAAUGUGCUAUCAUGCAAAAUCGCUUGCUGAUAAAAACUAUCGUGUGCAAAUUGUUGGUUAUGCUGAUCAUUUACCACAUCCAACAAUUAGUGAACAUCCCAACAUUCGUAUAAUUGCGCUACGACCUCCACCAGCAUCCCUCAAUAAUCUACGGCCCGCGUUCGGUCUUUUUUUGAAGUUCUUCUGGACGUUGGCCACACUUCUGUUUGCACUGUUUUUCCGUAUCGAUUGGCCACUUCUUAUCUUGAUGCAAAAUCCACCCGGUGUUCCGUGCAUGUUGGCGUGCUGGAUUGCAGCGCGUGUUCGUCGUGCACAGUUCGUAAUCGACUGGCACAACUAUACGUAUUCGAUACUUCGAGAAAAAUACGGCCUGGAGGGAUUACGGACGACACGAGUUGCUGCCGUAAUGGCACGAGGAGCCAUCACUCCGUCGGAUGAUACAAAUUCAGGAGCGAUCUCAGGUUCCAAUGCUGCAGCUGGCAGUGGAGAUGUUCGAUUGAGACGUAUGACAAAGGGUGAACGUGCCGUACAAGUGGCUAACGCGAAUGCGAAUAAGAAGAAACGAAAUAUUGAUAAGAAAAAGAAAAUUUCGAUGUUACAAAGAUUCGUAGAAAGGACGUACUAUUGGGAAGGAUAUUUUGGUCGUCAUGCAGAUUUGAAUAUUUGUGUGACACAUGCGAUGCGUGAAGAUAUGCGUGAUGCAUGGGGUGUACAGUCGGCAACACUUUACGACAAACCGCCCGACUGGAAUUUUAAGAAGUUGAAUGAUGAACAAAUACAUCAACUCUUUCUGAAACUGGCCCAGUUCGGUGGUGAAUUCAAAUCGUUUGCAUGGGAGGAUUCGAAAGGGGCACUUGCCGACGAGGAUAUCACUGAAGGUGUAUAUUGCUUGCAUUUGAUCAUUCAUCAUAAGAAUCCUCAAACACGCCUUCCGCAUUUGCUGUGCGUUAUAACUGGACGUGGUCCAUUGCGUUCACAUUAUAUGGCAAAAAUUGAACACCUACAAAUGCAGCAAGUUGAAAUUCUAACGCCAUGGUUGGAAUCUGAAGAUUAUCCACGUCUCUUGGGUGCUGCGGAUAUUGGUGUUUCGUUACAUACGUCCACAUCUGGAUUGGAUUUACCGAUGAAAGUGGUGGAUAUGUUUGGUUGUGGACUGCCGGUGAUCGCGAAACGAUUCGCGUGCAUCAACGAAUUGGUGAACGACGGUCAUAACGGUAGACUGUUCGAUANUAUCAAAUCACUUUCGUGCGGAUUUCCUAACUACUCAACGCAGCUGCGUACACUGGCGAGCAAUUUAGAAUCAGAUCCGUUGAUAUCGUGGGAUAAGAAUUGGGAUGCAUGCAUAUGGCCGUUGAUUUGCACUUACGGAGCGCCACCCUAUGAUGAGGUGGCAAGACGUCAACGGUUCGCUGUGACGGAUAUUCCGGAAAAGUUGAGUGCAAAGAUGAGUGAAAACGAACAUUUGGAUGUUGUUGAGAGCAGUGAUGCGGAGUUUGAUAAGGUUGACGGAAAUGAGCAAAACAGCAAUCAAGAUAUUAGUGAGGAGAAUAUUGUGGCAUUAGAUGAGGACAACAAGACGACUGAUCAGCGAACUGAUGAUGUCAAUGAGAAAGUGUUGAAUACUAGUUAUCCUGAUGAAGAUAUUCCAUCACAGAAUCCCACUGAAUCACCAGAUGAAGAUCUGAAUCAGUCAGAUCAGAUAAUGAAAUCACCAUCACCUGAACCAAAAGAUGAGCAGCCAGCUGAACGAAUCGAGACUGUAGACCAGGAUCAACACGAAGAUCAUGGUCAUGGUCAGCCGAGUGACAAGGAUGGCGAAUCCGAAGUGGAGGUGCCAAAAGAUUCGGCAACGAACGAAGAUAUUACAGAGUUGAGCGAUUCACCUAGCAAUGAUAAGAGAGAUGAUUUGACUGAUGCUUCGAAGUGA